This is a messenger RNA of Ilex paraguariensis (yerba mate), 1302 nucleotides long. The record is from the annotation of a GenBank genome assembly. NCBI's taxonomy places the organism in Eukaryota, Viridiplantae, Streptophyta, Magnoliopsida, Aquifoliales, Aquifoliaceae.
AUGGAGAUGGAGCGCGUGACUGAGUUUCCACACACGCAUAUGGACCGGCGACCGAGAAAGAGGCCGCGGUUAGGCUGGGACGUCGUUCCUCAAGGCCCUAAGGCUCAGCUUGGUUUGUUUUGUGGACAAGAGGUUGGGAAUGUGACAAGCUUUGCAUCUUCAAGUGCACCUUCCGACCAUACUAGUUCUCUGUUUGUUAAGGGAGUGGCACGAAAUGGUUCUCCCCCAUGGCGAGAAGAUGACAAAGAUGGACAUUAUAUGUUUGCGCUUGGAGAAAAUUUAACUUCUCGCUAUAAAAUACACGGAAAAAUGGGUGAAGGCACAUUUGGUCAGGUCCUGGAAUGCUGGGACAAGGAUAUGAAAGAAAUGGUUGCCAUUAAAAUUGUUCGUGGCAUUAAGAAAUAUCGUGAGGCAGCUAUGAUUGAAGUUGGAGUGCUGCAACAGCUUGGUAACCAUGAUAAAGGUGGCAAUCGUUGUGUGCAAAUACGGAACUGGUUUGACUAUCGUAACCAUAUCUGUAUUGUGUUUGAGAAGCUUGGACCUAGCUUGUAUGAUUUUCUACGGAAAAACAAUUACCGCUCUUUUCCCAUUGAUCUUGUCCGUGAGAUUGGCAGACAACUGUUGGAAUGUGUAUCAUUCAUGCAUGAUUUGAGACUCAUACACACUGAUUUGAAGCCUGAGAACAUACUCCUUGUUUCUCCUGAGUAUGUUAAGGUUCCAGAAUACAAGGGUUCAUCACGCACUCCAAAAGAUAGUUCUUACUUCAAAAGAGUUCCUAAAUCAAGUGCUAUAAAAGUGAUUGAUUUUGGCAGCACAACACAUGAUCGUCAGGAUCUGACUUACAUUGUAUCAACACGACAUUACCGUGCACCGGAGGUUAUUCUAGGACUUGGUUGGAGUUACCCUUGUGAUAUAUGGAGCGUUGGCUGUAUUUUGGUGGAGCUAUGCACGGGAGAAGCAUUGUUCCAAACACAUGAGAACUUGGAGCACCUUGCCAUGAUGGAGAGGGUCCUUGGUCCACUGCCCCCGCACAUGUUGAAAAGAGUAGACCGGCAUGCAGAGAAAUAUAUGAGAAAGGGUAAAUUGGACUGGCCUGAAGGUGCGACCUCGAGAGAAAGUAUAAAAGCUGUUCUGAAGCUUCCCCGCCUUCAGAAUCUAAUCAUGCAGCAUGUUGACCAUUCAGCAGGGGAUCUCAUAAAUCUCUUGCAAGGGCUCCUUAGGUAUGAGCCCUCAGAAAGGUUGAUGGCACGUGAGGCCCUCAGACAUCCUUUCUUCAUCGGGGAUCAUCUGAGACGAUCAUGA